AUGAUGGAACACAGAUCUCAAAGCUUUGCCGAGGAUCAAAUUGGGACGAGAUCAGCUUCACUUGCAGGAAGCCGGGCAAAACUGUCUCAUAGAAGUGGGUCUUCGAUGAGCUUAGUCAAGGGUCGCCAGGUCAUAUGCAAAAGUGGCAACGCAUUCUCGAAAAGCAACGCGAAGCAAAAUACGACACUCAGAACUCGAAAUUUUAAUGACGACUUGUCGCUUUUACGCCCGCAGUCGUGGAAUGAACACACUGGCAAAGUGGAAAGUUACAAACGCAGUGCUACCCCGAUGGAACGGAUACGAGAGCAAAUCGAGAAAAUCGAUAACUUGGACUUGAAGCUGAAGGAUUCCUUGCUGGGUGAUACUUGGCGGGGGAUACAGGCGAUUUUCUUUUUCACUGCGAUUUGCUUGCUUACUGCCGGAUUGAAUGCAUUUCUGAUCUUUACGCGAACAUAUCUUCACUUCAGCAGCUUCGUUGCUUUCGGCGGUAUUGCCGCCCAAAUGCUUGGAAUAAUCGUGAUCUCAAUCGGCAAUCUCUUCUUCCUCGACCGCGCCGUCAAAAAGAAUAAGAAAGGAUUUAUUAUUCUUUGGGCGACUGUUUGUCAUGUUGGAGCGUACUUAUGUCUACCGCUUAUUGGUUACUACGGGUGGGAAACUCUCAAACAUCCUGUUUAUCGACUUCAAGCAGUUUCGAUCUUUUCCUUCUCCUGUUACAUCAUUCAAUUUCUAGUAAUGUUCACGAUGUCGUAUCUGCUUUUCAACCUCCAGUACGUCCUCAGACGAGAAGAGUACAUCGCCAAUUCUUUUAACGAAAUGGACGAUUCGAUCAUCGUAAAAGCUAUUCAGUAUUUUGCUGAUUGGCAAAAAUUCACGGAACAAUUAUCUGGCGGGGCAUCAGCAGCAGCAGUUCAACAAAAGACGAAAAAGAAUAGCAAAUGA
This is a messenger RNA of Oikopleura dioica, 939 nucleotides long. Lineage: Eukaryota; Metazoa; Chordata; Appendicularia; Copelata; Oikopleuridae. The record is from the annotation of a GenBank genome assembly.